AUGGCAGCCCCAACACAGGAAUACCCGCCCUGGCUCACUCUGUCUGCCACCACCCUGACAGACGCCCAGGGCCAGCCAACAGCAACAGCAGAGACCGUCCUCCGCCUGCCACUGACGUACUACGGCCCAUCGCCUGAGAUUCCGCUUGGAACGGAUGGCGCUUGGGUAUAUGGAGGACUGACUUCGCCUGCGCCGGUAUCUUCUACAACGGCUGCUGCCACAACCACCACGACGACAUCAAUAACCACACCGACUACGACUACGAACUCUAUCUCUGCGACACCUUCACUCUCUAACACAUCCACACCCUCGGCAACUGCCGCAUCCUCCUCCUCUCAACCCUCCUCUUCGAGCCAAUCAAGCUCUUCGACGCCAUCAAGCUCAUCAGCCAGCUCGACCUCAACCGCCGCCGCGGCCGGGUCCACACACCACAGCAACCUCGGCCGCAUUCUCGGCCUCGCACUCGGUAUCACGGGCGGCCUUGUGCUGCUCUUCAUUCUGAUCGCCCUCUGCGUCUUCUGCCGCCGUCGCCGCGCCCGCCGCCGCGGCCCCGUUUCUCCCACGGGCGACGCGCUCUGGCAGUGGCACCCCAUCGACACCGACGACGCGCACGAGCACGAGCACGCCGACGCGCCACGCGAGCCGGGCGAGGGCUCCCCGCGCGGCUCGGGCGAGGAGCACGAUUCGUUCCUCCGCGCGAGCGCUGCAGCUGCAGCUGGUGGCGUCAUCGCUACCGAAAGCAACUUCCCGCGUGAGAAAGACGAGACUGCGGCGCCCCCGCGCCUCGUCGGCCCAUCGCAGCGCAACGCUUCUAGCGCGUCUACUGGUUUACCAUUCGCAUCUGGCCUGCUCAGCUGGGGCCGCAGAAAACAGGCGCCGAAGCUCGAUACGGACGAGAAGAGCGGCUCGGAGUACUUCGACGCGGAGACCGGACAGCUCGCCAGUCCCACGGCGGGCAACAGUAACAGCCAAAGCGGGAGCGGCGGCGCGAAUAGAAGGAGCGUGGUGUUUGCGAAUAUUCCGCCUACGCCGCCGCGGUCGUCGACGCCUGCGCGGGAUAGGCAUAUCAUUCCGCGCGAGGUGCUUAUGAAGAUGUACCCCGAUUCGCGGCCUACGACGCCCCGGUCGAGGCCUGCUACGCCGAGGUCACCAAGGAGUCCGCCCCCGCUUGGUGUGAAUAGUCCGCCGCCGCAGAGCGCGUUCGACUCGGACUCUGAGGCGGACUACGAUACGGUCGGCGUACCGCUUCUCCCGCCGCCGCGUCUUGUGCCCUCGCGCAGUCGCUCGAACUAUAGUAUGCGCACUGGUCGGUCGUCUCGCUCUGCGGGCAGCGAAGCGGAAGCGACGGUUCAGACUGCACGUCGCGUACGGCUCGACGAGCAUGCUAUGGCGCGGGCUCUCCCCGCCGAGCAUUACCAGGACGACGUCGAAGCUCGGGCCUCAGAGAGCUGGGCCCGUCAUAUCGGACUGCACACCGACCUCUCCAUCCGUGGUGUCGUCGAGAGCACCGGCUGGCUCCGCUCGCUUGCAGGUCGUAUCUCAGGUCGCGGCAGCGUACCGCCCAGUCCCUUGCCCACACUCGACUCGCGGCGCGAAAGCGGCCGAUGGCCCGAUAGCCCCCCGCUCAUGCCCUACCGCAGCCGCUCGCACUCGCGCAGCCGCCCAAACUCGUACGCCGGCGGCGCGCUGGCAGCCAUCCCAGACGACGUCUCCAGCAGCCACGGCCACGGCCACGCGCCGCACAACCCCGAGACCGAAGCGCGCCUCAGUCCCCUCCCGCCCCGUCUACGCGAGAUGGGGCUGAUGAAGCCUGAUCAGAGGCCUGUGAGCGGUGCGACGGUCGGCAGCGGCAGGAGCGGCGAGACGGAGUUUUACGACGCGCCGUCGCGGUUCGGGACGCCUGUUCAGAGCGGCACGAUGAGCUCUGGAGGGUCGCGUACGGUUGCUAGUGCGGCUGAUAUCCCGCCUGUGCCGCCGCUGCCGACUGCUACGACGCAGCCUUUGCGCAUUCGGUCGCGCGACGGGAUGAGGCCGCGGGGCGGGAGCGAGCCGCCGGCGUACGAGACGCUGCGGAUGCCUGCGCAGACGUACAGCCCGACGUACCACACGCCCAUCGACGAUCUGAGCGACGCGCCUCCCCGUCCGGUCUCGCCAUUCGCGACUGCCUCGACUGCAACGGCUCAUUCGCGGCCUACGAUCCCGCCCGCGCUCGCUAUGCCCACUGUAGCAGCGUGGAACCGCUCAGGCUCGAACUCGCCCGAGGGCUCGAGGCGCGAUAGUGGGUUGGGCAGUCAAGAGCUCAUCACUAUCGAUGUCCUCGAGGAGGCACCGCCCGAGGCCGGCGUGAGCUGGGCCUCGCUUCGGCGGGCUCAGGAGCUCGACGCGCGCCGCACGACGUUCGGCGGUGCGGGCGCCGCGGCGAUCUUGACGGCGUCGCGGGACAACGUGCACGCGUCCGUCGAGCCGAGCUUGCACUCGCCGUCGUCGGAGCGGCAGCAGUUCCUGAGCCCGCACCGGCAGGACGGGUCGGGGAGCCAUAGUAGCGGAUCGGCGAGCACGAGGGCGCACAGUCAUGAGCAGAGCGGCUCGAGCGGGCGCACGGGGUCUGUGAGCAGCCAUGGGCAUCGGCUUGCCGCCUCGCCACCACUCUCCGCCGUCGGCCACCGCCACCGUAUCUCGGAUAUAUCCUCCCAGCUUAACCCCAACUCGCGUCCGACAAGCGCAAACCCUCCCCCUCGUCAUGUACCCAACGCGUCUAUCGGGUCGAGUGUCACGACGCAUCAGUCUGUGCGGGACCCGCAGACGGGCAAUGUGCUCCGCUUCCCGUUCGUGCCGAGUACGGCGGGCUUGGCUACGACUAAGGAGGACGAGGAGGCUGAGCGGUUGCGCGGCGGGUAUGGAGGGGAGGCGGACGAUGAGGGGAGUAUGGGGUGGGGCGGAAGUUGGGGCAGUCCGGAGCAUUUGAGGAUGUUGCAGAGUAGCGGGAGCGGGGGGUCGAUGUAG
Messenger RNA from Peniophora sp. CBMAI 1063, 3003 nucleotides. NCBI's taxonomy places the organism in Eukaryota, Fungi, Basidiomycota, Agaricomycetes, Russulales, Peniophoraceae. The record is from the annotation of a GenBank genome assembly.